UUUGAACAAUGAGUCUAGCAUGGCUGACUUCAAAUAUCUCAUCAAUCGAUGGAUGAACAAUAUACCUAACGAUUCACUGUACGUCGCGAAUUGGGUGGUGAACAAUCAUGACAAUCAUCGAGCGGCUUCCAGAUUGGGCGAGAAACGGACCGAUCAGCUUUCUGUGUUGGCGAUGGUUUUACCCGGCGUAAGCGUGAUUUACAACGGCAACGAGAUCGGCAUGGUCGAUAGGAAUUUUACGUACGCAGAAACCAAGGACCCUAUCGGAUGUAUUGUUGGACCUGACACGUGUCACGAGUGAAGAUAAACCUGGACAAAGUCGUGUGUCUAAACAGAUUUGAUAUCCAUAAAUACAUUUUAUUUUCAAAUGUAUCAGAUAUUUGUAUUAUCAUUAUAUCAAAUA
Molecule: messenger RNA, 403 nt
Organism: Acromyrmex echinatior (Panamanian leafcutter ant)
Lineage: Eukaryota; Metazoa; Arthropoda; Insecta; Hymenoptera; Formicidae
Product: salivary alpha-glucosidase pseudogene
Source: RefSeq, a predicted model, not a curated record